Lipotes vexillifer (Yangtze River dolphin) is the source of this 945-nucleotide messenger RNA. RefSeq names its product guanylyl cyclase domain containing 1 (gene GUCD1). The transcript is spliced from 6 exons. Lineage: Eukaryota; Metazoa; Chordata; Mammalia; Artiodactyla; Lipotidae. The coding region runs from base 166 to 885 and encodes 239 amino acids. The record is from RefSeq and is a predicted model, not a curated record.
GGCUUGGGGCGGCCCAGCCGCUGCCUCCCCUUCGCCCCAGCGCGCUGGUGCUGGCGGUGGCUGCCCAGGAACCCGGCGCGCACGGGUCCCGCUCCAGCCCCAGUCAAAGCCGAAGCUGCAGCCGGCUCCGGGCCGGGGCCAUGGGAGCCCCCCGCCGCCCGCGUCAUGAGGACGGAGGCGGAGGCAGCGGGGCCGCCGCUCGAACCCGGGGACUUUGUGCAGCUGCCCGUGCCCAUUAUCCAGCAGCUCUACCACUGGGACUGUGGCCUGGCCUGCUCCAGGAUGGUGCUGCGCUACCUGGGCCAGCUGGACGACAGUGAGUUCGAAAGUGCCCUGCAAGAGCUGCGACUGACUAGGAGCAUCUGGACCAUCGACCUGGCCUACCUGAUGCGCCACUUUGGCGUGAGGCAUCGCUUCUGCACCCAGACCCUGGGCGUGGACAAGGGCUACAAGAACCAGUCCUUCUACAGGAAGCACUUCGACACAGAGGAGACCCGGGUGAACCAGCUGUUUGCACAAGCGAAGGCCUGCAAGGUGCUGGUGGAGAAGUGCACAGUGAGCGUGCAGGACAUCCAGGCCCACCUGGCACAGGGCCACGUGGCCAUCGUGCUGGUGAACUCAGGCGUGCUGCACUGCGACCUCUGCUCCAGCCCCGUCAAGUACUGCUGCUUUGCCCCCAGUGGCCACCGCUGCUUUUGCCGCACCCCAGACUACCAGGGCCAUUUCAUAGUGCUGCGCGGCUACAACCGGGCCGCUGGCUGCAUCUUCUACAACAACCCGGCCUAUGCUGACCGAAUGUGCAGCACCAGCAUCAGUAACUUUGAGGAGGCCAGAACCAGCUACGGCACGGACGAGGACAUCCUCUUUGUCUACUUGGACAGCUGACAGCAGGAGCCUGGUGUGCCCAGGCCCUUGGACCCCACCCUGCCCUGCCCCAGCUGGGCC